This is a messenger RNA of Somion occarium, 2583 nucleotides long. The record is from the annotation of a GenBank genome assembly. NCBI's taxonomy places the organism in Eukaryota, Fungi, Basidiomycota, Agaricomycetes, Polyporales, Cerrenaceae.
GCCGGAGGUAUACCACCCCUGUAUUCCUGACGGCCGCGGCUUAACCACCAGCAUUAGGUACUACUUACACAUCUAACGUCUGUUCUCCAAUUGACUUAUGCUGCGACAUUCUCUACAGUAGGACGUACUUUCAAGCGAACGCGUGUUGACUGUCAUUCAAUAACGUGAGUCGUGUUCAAAUUGACGCGGUGAGGCUGCAAUGCAUUUGAUUGCACCUGCGGCAAUGUUGCUCGUAGGCCCGUUGGAGGUGUAGCUUUACGCCGAGAAGUCCUAUGGCGUGCCCACCAUUCUGUUCGAAUAACGAUAUCGACGUUCAUUAAUCCAGGCUACUCACGCCAACUUUGUUUUCUACUACGUGCUAGACGCCGCCGUCUUGUAACACAGUUGCUGAUAGUGUUAUUGCUUACACAGAGCUACCUACGUCUUCGUUUCAAAAUGCCCGUCGUGAACAACGUGGACUUGCCUGCUGCAUCAAGCUCAAAGCAGAAACUUCCCGAACCAUUGCGAGCAAUUCGUACUGGCCGACCAUCACUCGGUUCCAGUAGUGUACGCCCAGUUGUCGAGUGGCAUACUUCAACUACCCGGGAGAAGGCUGCGAAGUCUCUCAGUGCACCCUCCACUGGCAAUAGUAUACCAAAGUCUAAGCCAUCGGCUUCGACAUCUCGAACUCCACAAAAUGCAAGUCCGGUUUUGUACAGUUCUUGUGUCACCACGCCUUCUUCCACACCCAAACACAAAGUCACAUCUGCUGCUAAAGCCACGGUCACCCGACCGAUCUUUGACAUGACUCCUCUCUUCGCUGCGGGCAAGGCUUCCACUUCAAAGUCUUCAGCGCGACGUUCGACCUUUGGUACUUUCAAAAAACCAAACACGAAUUCUACAUCGUCGACAUCGCGUACAGCUUCUGUAUCUGCCGUAUUAGGCGAAACUAACAUAGUACGGAAGUUGGCUAUGCCUAACUUCACUGCGUCUUCGGCCGGUCCAUCUUCGGUUGCAAACACCAUUGUUGCUGAAGCGAGACCCAAGAAGUCAUUGCCUGUUGCACCUAUCUCGGGCGUCGAGUCCUCGCGUACACCAACAAGUUUUAAGCGCAGACUCAAACCUGUAGUGUAUCUGCCCAAACCAAAGCAUACAUCAGCUAGAAAACAAGCAUCACCUGUUCGCUCCUCGGAGGUCAUUCCGACUUCGGACGUAGAGGAAUUGGAGUUGACAGAAACGUCAGUCAUUAUUCUAGGUAGCCUGGAAGUUCCGGCAUCCACUUUGAAUGGAGACAGCCGAAUGUGUUCUCGCAAGUCUUGCUACAAGAAAUUACCGCAGGACUCUAAAUUUCGCAUGUGCGAUGCAUGUAGGGCGUAUGCACGCGAGUUCCAUCGCCGCCAGAAGGUCAAAACGGAUACGGUUGCAGGAACAGCUGAAUCCGCUAUCCCUAGUGGUUCAGCAGUAUCUUCCCAUACAUCAGUGCAAGGGCCACCGGUGGAUAAUUCGCCCGAUUCGCCCAACUUGCCAGACAUUGCUACAAUACCAGUCGCCCUGCCAUCGAGACAAAUGCCUACUGCCGCGCACAAUGCUGCUGUUACUCUGCUACCAUACGCUGCGACAAAUUUCGUGCCGGGCCAUUGGCCGCAGGGCCUACAUCCCAUGGCGUCAACUCCAGUAGCACCCUCGCCAUCCAAUUACUGGCAAACGGACCCCAGAUUUGUCCCAUACUUUCCUCCCCAUCCCCUUCCCGCUCUUGCGUCCGAUUACAGAGACUCUGCGGCUGGCCCGAGUGCAGUUUUUCCUUACAAAGAUGUCCCGGGUCCCUCGCCUGUUAUCAAUGAAGGCCUGAAGCUAUGGAUGAGCAAGUUGCGUAUUGCUGGAAAAUUGAAGUGCUAUGACGCGAGGUUCGACGUUUCCGAACCGACGUUGGGAAAACGCAAGGCAGAGCCUUGGUCUAGUGCAGCGAAGAAACGGUCGAGGGUUGACGACAUGGAAGAGGAUCAGCAAUAUCUGGAUUUGGAUGCGCUCUGUGUUGCUCUCAGGUCGCACGUUGCGAACCUGAGACGGCUCUCCUAUAGACAGGUCACCAAUUUUGCCGGAUCGUAUUCUGUCGUCGCAGGCUCUACGACGACCUCCUUCGAAUCCAAUUCGCAGUUGGUAGUUCAGGAAUUGGUUCAGAAGGCUGCCUUGCCUAUUCGAUCAGAUCUCCCGCCAAGCGCAUUCCCAGGAUACCAAACGCACCACUCCAUAUAUCAAUGUUUAUGUGCAGAUAAUCCUGCCAAUGCCACCUCUCAGACUUCACAGUGCGGCGGCAGAGUCGUGUUAGUGACGCGUAAAGUUUCUGGUCCUGUAAACUCGGGGUCCAUCUUUGCCGAUAAGUUCACGGUGAAGGUGAUACAUUAGACCGACUGUAUACGUGUUGCAGUAGAGUGUUCUCAUUUGCUUUCGGCUGCUUUAGCGUGUUUGAACUUCAUACCAUAUCUUGGGACUAAUCAAUAACAGUAGACAUGUAUACACCUGUAUCCUGCUUUCUUGAUCUGCGUAGUACAUACAGCACUUGCAGUGCUCGAAUAAAGCUUCCUCAAUAACUACUUUUUUUUUCGU